AUGGCCUCAGCCGUGCACGUGAUGCUGUAUGGCUUGCUUCCUCUCUGGCUUUUCUCUUCCUUGUCUGACACAUCCGCCUUUCAUGCCAUCGGUGUCGCCAUGUCAAUCGAGGGCGCGUUAGCUCCGGCCCAUAGGGCUAGGACUCUGAGCCGCCCUCUGGAGCGGCGGCUGCGCCUCCUCAAAUCCGUACUACCAUCACUGGAAUCGGCUGCCGGGAAUAUGUAUUACGCACCCAGGAGGAAAAGGUUCGGCCAGGAUAAGGCAAAGCAAUUCUGGGCUAAGUUUUUGGCCCCUUGUCUUCGGAUGUCACCAAAUGGAUGGAAUUUCCACAACCUUAAUGACCAGCAUGAUGAACUUGUCAGUCGUUUGCUGGAGCGUCUUGAAAAGACUGUUUCCAUCGAAAAGUCGGCGAUUGCGGAGGAGUUUACAUCGUCGACCUUUCCGCAGCUGGAGAUGCUGAGAAUCUGGACGCGAGAGACUCCCGGGGAUUCCGAGGACACCGAGGACACCGAGGACCUAUUCGCUGGCCAUUGGAAUAUUCUCGUACCAACUGACCAGCUGAUCUGCAAAGACCUUAUCGCUUUACUUGAUGAGUUUGCCGAUGCUCUGGAGGGGUUCAGCAAGCCACCUCCAUCCGAAGAGGUGGCGCCAGUGGUUUCAAGGCCGCGGCUAUCAAUCGCUCCGCUUCUCCUCAAAUUGUUUUCCACCAUUUCAGCGUACUGUCGCUGCUCGUGUAGUCACCAGGCCAUGUUACUGCUCUGUACUCGUCGGUCUUUGCCCCAAGACAUCGAUUUUCACUCCUUCACCAUGCUUCUAAGCCGCAAACAUGGCAGAGGCAGUCCUUGGCAAGAAACAAAAGUGGCCAUCCGAGAGCAGAUCACUCGGCCAAAACCUCGUUUUAUGUUCUCCGAGCCCUCGCGUUUACCAGGGAGAGGCCAAAGCCCCACGGAUAGCUCGCCUGAGCAUGUGAAGGAUCUUUGUAUUACUAUGCUUAGUCUCACAGCAUCUCGUUUGCAUCUUAAUAUCGAGGGCCAAUCCCUCUUUAAACUCCCCGAAACAGACCCCGGGAUUUCAGAGCUCAAGAACGUCGAAUCUGUGAGCCUUGCAGAGGGACUGCUGAACAAUGAUACCGAGCUCGAUAUCGACAGCAAGACAUGCCUUGCCGUUGUUCUGUCUCAUUCGCUGCUUGACUUUUGUUGGGAGCCAUGGUUCCCAAAUGGAUGGUCGAGAUCUAGCAUAAAGCUACUCCAAAAUAGCGAGAGACUUUCAUUACGCCCGACCCUAGCGACCUCUCUCCGUUCUCGUUCAGAAGAUCCUUCUUUACCCACGAUACCCAAUGACCUCAAGCUGCUCUUCCACGGAAUCCUCUUGAUGGAGAUAUUCAAGCAGGCAGAAAUAUCUCUUGCCAUGAAUCAUAGAGACAUGAUCAACGACAUUGAACAUUUCCGGAUGAUCGCUCGAAAAGAGUUUGACCAAAUAAAUUGGGCCGUCCAUGAAGGGUUCAGGCAGUCGGUGACAGCUUGCCUCGAUGGGAUUCCAGAAAACAGACUGGAUCCUUCAGAAAAUGCGGAAGAAUCAUUUGCCACAAACUUCUGCAAGGCAAUCAUUAGUCCUUUGGAGAGGGACUUUACUUCUCUUUGGGGAAAGAAGGAUCCCGACCAGGUUUUGUCAGGAAUUAGUCUUCCCACUAUUAAAUUGCGCAGUAUUCCACCCAGGAAACCUCCUCCAAGACCAAAGCCUGAUCAUUUGAAGAUGAAAUUCUCAAACCCAUUUAUGUGUUCAAGGCUCAAUCAUCCUUCAGUCCCUAGCUGGUCUACUUCAUACGUGCGUGGUUCAACUAGUGGACCACUUCCAUUCAAGUUCUUCGACACUGACGACAGACCCGAAGAAACCCAAACUAAGAGGGCCAAAGAAUGGUUCCAGAGAUAUGACCGGGCCUUCCAAGCUCAACAAAAAGCCCUGCCAAUCAAAGGUAAGGGCAUUACGGUUGCCAUUUUAGACACGGGUAUCAACUUGCAAAAUAAGUGGAUCUCAGCGAAGAUUGGUAGAAUCAAAUGCUGGCCUUCAAGAGCUUCUUGCAACGACACUGACGGUCACGGUACUCAUGUUGCCUACUUGCUUAUGAGGCUUGUGCCUAGUGCAAACAUCCGAAUUGCCAAGAUCAGCGACUCACAGCUACUUAACGACGACGACAUCAUUCAACGAAUUGCCAAGGCAAUUGAGCACUUUUCUUCCAAAAGUGGAGAUCCCGUGGACAUCAUCAACCUCUCCUUUGGUUUCCCAGAAUACAAUGACAGACUUCAACCUAUACGCAAAGCACUUCUUCAGGCACAGCAGAAUAACGUGCUAUUGUUUGCCGCGGCGGGUAAUGCAGCCGGUAAUGAGGGGGUAUACUGGCCCGCCAGUAUGGAAGUCGUGACCCGCGUCAACGCCGUUGACGGCGAUGGGAAUGUGGCUGGCAUUAGCACAACAGGUGGAGAACUGCGACCCAUCUUCACGCUAGGCGAAGGAGUGCCAUCAUGCCAGUUGAACUCGUCCAGCAACGAGGUAAUCUAUCGGAGUGGCACCUCAUUCGCCACGCCCAUCGCCGUAGCUACUGCGGCUAUUGUGUUGGGAUAUAUGAACGACUUCAACGAGGCAGUCGUCCCGGAGGACGUUGAGUCCCUGAAGAGUCGGCUGCGUACGAAGUCAGGGAUGGAAGGGGUGCUCCGUGAAACAUGUGUCUUGCAGGGGCCGAUGAAGAGGACGGACAUUGCAUACAUUGCCCCUUUCUCUUUUUCUUAA
Penicillium lagena is the source of this 2784-nucleotide messenger RNA. RefSeq names its product S8 family peptidase. Gene Ontology annotation, molecular function: serine-type endopeptidase activity. The record is from RefSeq and is a predicted model, not a curated record. Gene Ontology annotation, biological process: proteolysis. The transcript has 6 exons. Lineage: Eukaryota; Fungi; Ascomycota; Eurotiomycetes; Eurotiales; Aspergillaceae. The coding region runs from base 1 to 2784 and encodes 927 amino acids.